Messenger RNA from Zophobas morio, 683 nucleotides. Its product is annotated as late secretory pathway protein AVL9 homolog. The record is from RefSeq and is a predicted model, not a curated record. Bases 57 to 683 code for a protein of 208 amino acids. The transcript has 9 exons. Lineage: Eukaryota; Metazoa; Arthropoda; Insecta; Coleoptera; Tenebrionidae. Gene Ontology annotation, cellular component: cytoplasm.
CCAACAUUAGUAGUUAUCUUUCUAGCUAUGUAUAAUGUGAGCUCGUUGAAUCUAACAUGGUUGAACAUAUUUUACUCGUCGACUUUCAUCAUAAGUACGGACCAAGAAUCGAAUAUAUAUAUCCAAGCUUGAACAACAAUUUAUCGCAAAGCUGGGAAGAAAUACCCUUUAUCUGUCUUCCAGAUGGAAGUCAUAAAGUCUCAGAGGGGUUUGUAUACUUUCGUCUUUCCGAUCGAGAACCGACAACAAUUUACGGUGUUGCUUCGUUCCGUCAAAUAGAUGUUAAAGAUCUUCUUUAUAUACCAGAAGAUGUAACCAGAAAUUAUGUCCAGAAAAGUGUGUGUUUACUAAGUAAAAAACCUUUAUACGGCUACCUUACAGAAAAGUUAAAAACUGUUAGUUUUGCUUUAUUUCAACAAAAGGAUUUCUCUUCCAUCGGCCUUUUAAAGGAUUGUUAUAAAGAAAUUAAUUCAGAAGUUAUUUCAGAUUCUUUGGAAUGUCUGGAAAGUCGUGUAUAUGAAGGGCUCUCUUUUCGCCACUUAGUAAAAACCUUAAAAGAUAAACUUUUGGUUCUUUUUAAAUUAUUACUCCUCCAAAAACGUAUUUUCUGUACUUCCUCGUCCACUCGCGAUCUUUCGUUAAGUAUCGUCUCUUUGGUUUCUUUACUACCAGGCACUUUUUAG